AUGUCCACCAACCCGCAGCCAAAACCAGUGCCAAAGAUUAAUCUUCCCGAGGGUACUCAAACUUGCGAGCUCUUCGCUAUUGACAGUACUUGUAAUCUCAUCUCAACUCCUGCAACUCUUAUAGAGCCCCAGAUUGAUGGUCAUGAAUGGCUUAAUCUCCCAACACUUACUUUCUACAUCAAACAUCCAUCUGGAGCUCAAAUUGCUUUCGAUCUGGGCUGCAGAACGGAUUGGGAAAACCAUGUCCCUCAUGUAGUUGAAGUUUUGAGUGGUCGUGUCCCAGGUCUUCGAGUUGAAAAAGAAGUUCCGGAUAUUCUCAAGGAAGGUGGAGUGGAUCCCAAUGAGCUCAAGGCUUUGAUCCUUAGCCACUGGCACUUUGAUCACUGUGGCAACAUUUCCCGUCUCAAUCCGGCAACUGACCUGGUCGUUGGACCGGGCUUCAAGGACCGCUUCCUCCCAGGAUAUCCAGCCAAGGAAGAUUCAGCGCUGGCUGAAGAACAUUUCAAAGGUCGCAACGUCGUUGAAGCACCAUUCAGCGAUGCGUACAAGAUCGGCGGCUACCAGGCCUAUGAUUAUUUUGGAGACGGGAGCCUGGUGAUUUUGAACGUUCCUGGCCACACAACGGGCCAUAUUUCGGCUCUGGUGAGGACCACUCCAGAUUCGUAUGUAUUCCUGGGAGGGGACGUCUGUCACUUUGCAGGAGUGAUUCGACCUUCAGGCCACAUCCCUUUACCAGACCCAAUCCCAUCCAUCACUGCACUGAACAAAAGAUUUCCAACCCCUUGUCCGUGCUCGAUCUUUACAGAAUGCCAUCCAGAUCAAGAGAAUAGCAGGACGAGUGCUUUCUACCGAUGCUCGGCCGAUCCAGCUCAGUCUUGGUACGAAGAUCCCAAUACAGCCAUGGAGUCCAUUCGGUCGCUCUUCGAAUUUGACGCUCAGCCCAAUGUGCUGGUGCUGCUUGCUCAUGACACUGCGCCUUUUACCACGCUCAAAUUCUUCCCCGAGGGAACAAUCAACGACUGGCAGAGUAAAGGGUACAAGGAGUCAAUGCAUUGGUACUUUUUGAACGAAUUGCCCUACCAAGGCAAAGGAGCUGGCCCGCAUGUGGAUGGCGUGUAUAAGGGUGACAAGCGAGUCAAAGAUCUCUAUGGGAAUGCAGUGUAA
Ramularia collo-cygni is the source of this 1164-nucleotide messenger RNA. RefSeq lists its product as uncharacterized. The record is from RefSeq and is a predicted model, not a curated record. Bases 1 to 1164 code for a protein of 387 amino acids. Lineage: Eukaryota; Fungi; Ascomycota; Dothideomycetes; Mycosphaerellales; Mycosphaerellaceae. The transcript has 4 exons.